AUGGAUAUAGAUGAUUAUUCAAGAGAUCGUUCUCGUUCUCCUGUUAGGGACAGAUCUCCAGUAAGGGAUAGAACCAAUAAUAAUGAUGAUGGUGGUAGUUAUGAAGGUUCUGCUAGAGAUCUGUAUGGAAGAAGAGAUUAUGGAAGACCAACAUAUGAUGAUAGAAGAGGUAGGGAUUCAUAUAAUUCAAGAGGAGGGGGUCGUGGAGGUUUCAGAAGUGAUAGAGAUUAUUCAUCAAGAAAUUAUGGAGCUGCUUCUACUUCAACUACUGGUGAUGAUUCUUAUAGAUCUAAAACUGAAAGAAAUUAUGAUAAUUCAAUAUUUGUUGGAAAUAUUCCUUUUGAUGCUACUUCAAAAGAUAUUGAAAGAAUUUUUAGUAAUGAUCUAGAUGUUGUAAGAGCUGAUAUUGUUACUAAUAAAGGUCAAAGUAGAGGUAUGGCUACUGUUGAAUUUAAAGCAAAAGAUGAUGUUUUAAGUGCUAUAUCUAAAUUUGAUAGAUUUGAAUAUCAAGGUAGAGCAAUAUUUGUUAGACAAGAUUAUCCACCACCAGAAAAGAAAGAUUUUGGUGGAAGUAGAUUUGGAGGAAGAGGUGGUUAUAAUAGUAGUUAUUAUGGUGGUGGUGGUAGAGGAGGAUACGGAGGUGGAUAUGGUGGUGGUUACGGAGGUGGUAGAGGUGGAUAUGGAAGUGGAAGAGGUGGCUACGGUGGUGGAUACGGUGGUAGAGGCGGAUAUGGAAAUGAUUUUGGUGGUAGGCAACAAUCUUUUCCUCCACCAGCACCAGGAACUGAAGUAUUUAUUGGUAAUUUACCAUUUUCAAUCAAUUGGCAAGCUUUAAAAGAUUUAAUGAGAUCAGCUGGUAAUGUUGUAAGAGCAGAUGUAAGAUUAGAUGAUAGAGGAUUUUCAAAAGGGUUUGGAACUGUUGUUUUUGAAACUCCAGAAGAAGCAACAAAAGCUAUUGAACAAUUUGAAGGUUAUGAAAUUGAAGGUAGAACUUUGAAUACAAGACCCGGAAAGGGAGCAGAAUUAGCUGCAUCUUCUUCAUCAUCAACAAAUGGAUACGGAUCAACACCAAGAUUCACUAAAAAAGAAAAUUCAGAAUUCACAAAGGGAGUUACAGGUGAUGGUGAAUCAUUAGAUACUAUUUAUGUAUCAAACUUACCUUUUAGUACUCAAGACGAUGAUUUAUAUGAUUUAUUUGAAACUAUUGCAAAAGUUAAUAAAGCCGAGAUACAAUAUCAAGAAGAUGGUAGAGCUAGUGGUAAUGCAGUUGUUAGAUUUGAAGAACCCGAAUCUUGUGACACUGCCAUUAGUGAAUUAGAUAAUUAUGAAUAUGGUGGUAGAAAUAUAAAAAUUACUCAUGCUAAAUUACCAGAAAAUUGA
Messenger RNA from Lodderomyces pseudojiufengensis, 1380 nucleotides. RefSeq names its product single-stranded telomeric DNA-binding/mRNA-binding protein (gene GBP2). Gene Ontology annotation, cellular component: nucleus; cytoplasm. The record is from RefSeq and is a predicted model, not a curated record. The transcript is spliced from 2 exons. Gene Ontology annotation, molecular function: mRNA binding. Bases 1 to 1380 code for a protein of 459 amino acids. Lineage: Eukaryota; Fungi; Ascomycota; Pichiomycetes; Serinales; Debaryomycetaceae.